This is a messenger RNA of Prunus armeniaca (apricot), 180 nucleotides long. The record is from the annotation of a GenBank genome assembly. Lineage: Eukaryota; Viridiplantae; Streptophyta; Magnoliopsida; Rosales; Rosaceae.
AUGGAAAUUGCACAAGUUACAGGCUUGACAGGAGAGAGAGCCAUGCAGCUGAGGUUAGGUGGUGGUGGCACUGUGAGGACCACAUUGGGGGGGACGAGUGGCAUUAAGCUCAAUACGCACAAGGGAGGGGCUACCUUGAUGAGAGAUUCACAGUUGCAACAUUCCGAUAUGGAUUCGUGA